Messenger RNA from Penicillium lagena, 2181 nucleotides. It is a transcript of the gene dspD, whose product is annotated as putative protein-tyrosine phosphatase. Gene Ontology annotation, biological process: protein dephosphorylation; negative regulation of MAPK cascade. The record is from RefSeq and is a predicted model, not a curated record. Gene Ontology annotation, molecular function: protein tyrosine/threonine phosphatase activity; MAP kinase tyrosine/serine/threonine phosphatase activity. Lineage: Eukaryota; Fungi; Ascomycota; Eurotiomycetes; Eurotiales; Aspergillaceae. The coding region runs from base 1 to 2181 and encodes 726 amino acids. The transcript has a single exon. Gene Ontology annotation, cellular component: cytoplasm; nucleus; cytosol.
AUGCCAGUACAGACCAGUCCACCGUCCUUCCUGGACUCGUUCCCGUCCUUUAUGUCGGUCUAUGGUGGACUGCCCCCGCGCUACAAGGAGGAAGAGAGCAGCAUCCAGCCUCUUCAGGUCCCAUCCCAUAUACCUGUCGAUACACGUCGCCUUCAUCCCUUCGCUCAUCGCGAAAGCGUGUCGUCUACAACUACGGCGUCAACUGAAUCCUCGCCGACCACGACGGUCUCGCCUUUUGACUCACCCGCCGGCGGUGAUAUCUCCCCCAGCUCGUCCCCGGAAUCCCCCACGGCGAUGCCCAUGCCAUACCCUAAAUUCACGCCGUUUGCUGCUCGUCAUAUCGAGCCUGCAUCGCAUACGUCCCUAUCAGCGGACGUGCCCCGGCUGUCGCCCAAUCAGUCCAGCAAUGCACUCCCCAGCCCCAGCUCUCCAGGGCGACGAGCCCGGAACCUGAAGAACCUAUCGCUGCGGAUGCCUCCACCAUCACAGUCCCGACCUCCUAUUGCCACCGCGUCAGUCGUGGAGACGACUUCCAAACACCACCUGUCGGCCCCGCCUUCUCCGAUCCACAUUCCUCCCAAGAGUGCUCGGCGGCGACCCGCAAACCUCACUAUACGGACUCCGGGAUUUGACAAAUCGUUCUCUAAUCAUGCCAUUGACGUGGUUCCUCCCACCCCUCUGGGACCACAACAAUCCCUUCGACACACCGAGUCGUCGCCGUCCUUGGCGUCGAUCACAUCGCCCUGUUUCGCCCCCAAAGGCGGGAUGCACCUUCCACGCCCGAUGACGCACCAUGGUACCCGUCCGUUCUCGGGCGCAUCUUCAGAGGAUACUACGUCUCCGCUAACGUCUAUUCCUGACGAUGGAUCUACCUUCUCACACGGCGUGCUGCAUGAACUAGAAGAAGAGGAUGAUCAUAUCGACUCCCGGGAGUCGUCCCGCAAGAAGGAUCGAGGCUACCCGAAUGGGCCUAUCCUGAUUCACGACUCGGGAGUGUAUCUGUACUUGGAGCCGACCGCCGAAGAGGCUGCCAAAUUCGACGUUGUGGUGAAUGUCGCUAAAGAAGUGGCCAACCCGUUCAUUACCACCAAGGAGGAACGAAAUGAUACGGUCAUGAGCACCUGGCGUAACGCCUCGAUGGCCUCGAAUCGGUUCUCCAGCGGCGAUCCUCACACUGCAAUGUCCGAAGCAUCCUUCAAAUCGGCAUUUGAGUUUCAGCCCCCUGGCUGUGACGCGGGUACUCCGACCACACCAACCCCCACUUCUGCAAACCCCAACCCGGAGUAUAUCCAUGUUGGAUGGGAUCACAACUCGGAGAUUCUGGACGAUCUGCUUCCUCUAUGCGAGCUCAUCGACGAUCGGAUAUCCCAGGGCAAGAGGGUUCUGGUGCACUGCCAGCUGGGUGCCAGUCGCUCGGCUUCCCUGGUGAUCGCCUAUGGUCUGUAUAAAAACCGACACCUGGACUUCAACUCAAUGUAUGAGAUGGUCAAAGAACGCAGCCAGUGGGUGGGCCCAAAUAUGAGCCUCAUCUACCAACUCACAGACUUCCGGUCACGGUUAAUGCGAGGACCGCCGUCGCGCCCUCCUCCCCAAGAGUGGUUUAUCAAUGGCAACCGCAGGAGCUCUGAGCCCCAGCACCCUCAGGCCCAACAGGCAACUGCAAAUGUGGCCGCCGCCGACUCGACACCAAGCCACCGACCACCUUUCCGUCAACUGGCGCAGGCGCCCUCGAUGGGCUGUCUGAAAAUCCCUUCGACGAGCUCCAUGCGACCGACCACCAGCGACGGACGGGGUAUGCCCAAGUCGCCCUCGCCCAAGCGCAGCCUCUCACCGCGCCCAUUGCCAUUCCGCCAAAAGUUCCAGUCUAUUGCACCCGCCUCGGGUUCGGGUCGACGACGCGGCCUGGCCCGCAUCAGCAGCUGCGAACCCCUGAUCCAAACGCAUGUGUUCAUGCGCGAUGCGCCGAGUCCAGAACCGGCCUUGUUUUCUCCCAGAACCACCGACUUUCUCGCACCACCCUCUCUGGUACCACCAUUACUCCGGCCUCCUCCGUCCUGGGGCAACUCUCACGCUCCAGAUGCUCCACAAGCGAUGCAGCUCACACCUGAGCCUGCCGAUCCGCGCUCCCCUCCCUCGGGCGGCGAGCCUCUGAUCAUGAGAAAUAUUGAUGAAUUCCUGUAA